CCCUUUGGGAUUGUGACCUUGCAUGGGUGGCGGGGAGGAGAUCCAGGGAAGUGCAGGAAGGAGCUGCAAGCGCCUGCGAGAGGGAGAGAGACCCAUAGAGGACCGCAGCCCACCCCCCAAGCAUGCAUACUCUCCGGCUGCCCCCCAAGCGCUGCUGGGGCCUCCUGCGCCUGGGCUGCCCCCGAAGGUCUGGUGGGCUCCCAGCUUUGGCGUAUCCCCCUCCCCAUCUGCUUGGAAGGAGACCCUAUGCUGCACAGGCUGCUGAGGCUGUACUGGAUAAAUCAAGCGCCAAGGCAGAUUCGGCAUCCCAGGCGGUGUCAGAAAAGAGAACAUUAACAGCAGAGUCAAAGUCAUUUGCAAUUGGGAUGUUCAAGGGCCAAAUCAACACAGAACAAGUGUUCCCUUAUCCGUCAGCUCUAACUGAAGAGCAAGCCCAGACUUUGCAGGAACUGGUGGGUCCGGUCUCUCGAUUCUUUGAGGAGGUGAAUGACCCAGCCCAAAAUGAUACGUUGGAGCAUGUGGAAGAGAAGGCAAUGCAAGGCCUAAAGGAGCUUGGAGCGUUUGGCUUGCAAAUCCCAGUUCACUUUGGGGGGCUGGGACUCAGCAACACUCAGUAUGCUCGGCUGGUGGAAGUUGUUGGCAUGCAUGACCUGGGGGUGGGCAUCACCCUCGGGGCUCACCAGUCGAUCGGUUUUAAAGGGAUUCUCCUCUAUGGCACAAAGCAGCAGAAGGAGAAGUAUUUCCCCAAACUGGCAACAGGUGAGACCAUCGCCGCAUACUGUCUGACGGAGCCGACCAGCGGCUCAGACGCGGCCUCCAUCCGCUCAACUGCUCAGCUCAGCCCCUGCGGCACAUAUUACACUCUCAAUGGGAGCAAACUUUGGAUCAGCAACGGUGGUAUUGCAGACAUAUUUACAGUCUUUGCGAGAACGCCGGUGAAAGACGAGGUGACUGGCGAAGUGAAGGAUAAGAUAACGGCCUUCAUAGUGGAACGAGGCUUUGGGGGUGUCACACGUGGACCCCCAGAGAAAAAGAUGGGCAUUAAGGCAUCCAAUACCGCAGAGGUUCACUUUGACGGGGUUCGUGUCCCAGUAGAAAAUGUCCUAGGAGCCCCCGGCGCUGGGUUUAAGGUCGCCAUGAAUAUUCUAAACAACGGGCGGUUCGGCAUGGCUGCUGCAAUGGCUGGCACCAUGCGUGGGCUCAUCAGCAAAGCGGUGGACCAUGCUGCCAACAGGACCCAGUUCGGAGACAAAAUCUAUAACUUUGAAGGAAUUCAGGAGAAACUGGCCCGCAUGGCAUUGCUGCAAUACGUGACGGAGUCUAUGGCGUACAUGAUCAGUGCAAACAUGGAUCAAGGAGCCACCGACUUCCAGACCGAGGCGGCAAUCAGCAAGAUCUUUGGCUCGGAAGCUGCAUGGACCGUUGCAGAUGAAUGCAUCCAGCUGAUGGGCGGGAUGGGCUUCAUGAAGGAAGCCGGCGUGGAGCGGGUGUUGCGUGACUUGCGGAUCUUCCGGAUCUUUGAGGGAACCAAUGACAUCUUGCGGCUGUUUGUUGCGCUUAAUGGAUUUCAGAACGCAGGGAACCAGCUCCGUGGAUUGCAACGUGCUGUGAAGAAUCCCCUCGGAAACGCCGGGCUCUUGGUCAGCGAGGUUGGGAAGCGAGUGCGCAGGAAAGCCGGUUUUGGAACGGGUAUCACCCUGAAGCAUGUUGUUCACCCAACUUUGAACUCCAGUGGUGAGCGGACAGUCCGGGCGAUUGAUCUUUUUGCUGGUGUUGUAGAGGAGCAGAUUCUGAAACACGGCAAAAAGAUUAUUGAUGAACAGUUUGUGUUGAAACGCAUCGCGGACAGCGCCAUUGAUUUGUACGCCAUGGUGGUGGUUCUCUCCAGGGCAUCCCGGUCCUUGGAACGUGGAGACGCCACAGCCCAGCAUGAGAAAAUGCUUUGUGACACAUGGUGUAUCGAGGCGUACGACCGCGUCACCCAGAACCUGACAUCUCUGCGGUCCGACUCCAUGCGGCAGUUCUUCAGGAACCUCCGGGGCAUCUCCAAAGCGAUGGUGGAGAACGAAGGGGUGGUUUCCCAGAACCCUCUGGGCAUCUGAGACGUGCCAGCCGUUCCCAGAGCUUUGUCCUAUACGUGUGGGUGCUUCACCUCCCCGAUGUUAACAGUUAGGGCGUGCAGAUUCAGAGGGGAGGGCCUCAAUCGUCCAUCUGUCAUUCCCUGUCCUGGGAGAAAUCAUACCUCUUUACUAUAUAAAUGCCUUAACGUAACUCCCUGUGUCGGUGCCUGAAGACUACCAUAUUAUAAGCCCUGGCUGCAAUGUGCUCAAGUGGCAGGGAGGGAGAGGAGACCUUACUGCUGGCCCUGCAUUCAGGUAUCUCUGUGAGAGGGUAUGAACACCUCUCCUCCACACUCACGCACUGUGAACUUGGCUUGUUGUAUCUGGAAAUGCUAAGACUCUUGCCUCCUGCCCCACCCUCAAUGCAGUUAUCGUAAAUUUUGACGCCAGAAUUCUCCAAAUUGUGGAACUGGCGCAGACUCCUAAGAUCAGCUGCUUGCCUGUUCCGUUGAUGUUCCGAAAUCCAGAAGCCACUUGAGCUGGAACAUUUUUAGCCGUAAAUCAGUUGCAUGUUUCAAGACCUCCUCUUACGAUUGUUACGUUUUCUGUGAGAAUAACUAUUAAAUUGCUUUGACAACU
Messenger RNA from Rhineura floridana, 2699 nucleotides. It is a transcript of the gene ACADVL, whose product is annotated as acyl-CoA dehydrogenase very long chain. Gene Ontology annotation, molecular function: fatty-acyl-CoA binding; very-long-chain fatty acyl-CoA dehydrogenase activity; flavin adenine dinucleotide binding. The transcript is spliced from 20 exons. The record is from RefSeq and is a predicted model, not a curated record. Bases 123 to 2102 code for a protein of 659 amino acids. NCBI's taxonomy places the organism in Eukaryota, Metazoa, Chordata, Lepidosauria, Squamata, Rhineuridae.